AUGACGCUUCACGCGCUGAAUGGCAAGUGGAAUGCGACCGACGAGGAGCUCGUCCGUGCCCACGCGGCCGAGUACAUCUCGGCGGUCGGUGCCCUAUACCGCCCCGGGGUCACCACCGCCACCUCUGGCGGCCCCGCGGAGGCGAGGGGGGACGCCCUUAUCAUAUCUGGGGACGUUUACUGCAACCAGCACACCUCGCUCGCCGCGCGCACGGCGGCGGGCUGCGCAGUGGAGGCCGUGCACGCCGUGCUAGACGGCCGUGUGGCGCGCGCGUUCGCGGCGGUGCGGCCGCCCGGCCAUCACGCGGAGAGCGUCGCGUUCAUGGGCUUCUGCUUUUUCAACAAUGCGGCGGUGGCCGCCCACGCAGCGCUUGCGAGAGGUUUGGAGCGCGUGCUAAUAUUUGACUGGGACGUUCACCACGGCAACGGCACCCAGCAGAUUCUUGAGGGCGAUCCCCGGGUCCUGACUGUCUCUAUCCACCGCCGGGACGGGUUCUUCUAUCCCGAGGGCAGCGGGUUUCCUGAAGAGGUCGGCGUGGGCGCCGGCGCAGGUUACAACAUCAACGUCGGCUGGCGCAGCAAGGGCAUGGGCGACGCGGACUACUUGGCCGCCUAUGACCUCGUGCUCGAGCCCAUCUUGACAUCAUUCGCCCCCCAGCUGGUCAUAAUCGCCGCCGGCUUUGACGCUGUAGAGGGCGACCCCCUCGGCGGCUGCUGCGUGACGCCGGAGGGGUACGGCCACAUGACGCGUCGCCUGGCGCGGCUGGCGGGCGGGCGGGUCGUAGCCGUGCUGGAGGGUGGAUACAACACCAGGCAGGUCGCCGCAUCGUCUUGCGAGGUGGUGCGGGUGCUACUGGGAGGGGAGCCCGCCAAGCUUGAGGGGGAGCACUCGUUCACCACCAGCAAGUCGCUGUUUGGCGCCCUUAACGCCACCCUCGCGGCGGCGACGCCCUACUGCCGUAGCGCCAGCCCCGCGGCUGCGGCGGUGCUGCAAUCAGCGCCGCCGGCUCUCGCGCCGCACGCCGCCGCGCGGCCCCGUGGCGCCGCGCCGCCGUCGACGUCGCUGGCUGCGGCGACGUCGCCCGCCGCGGCUGCGGUGCAGUUCGAAGCCUCCCAAGCAGCGGCCGCAGCGAUCGCGGAGGCUGAGGCGGCGGCGGCGGGCGCCGCAGCGGCGGCUGCUGCGUCGUGGGCGGCGGGCGAGGACGUCUCUUCUCCCAUCGGCAUCGAUGCGAGCAUGCUGGCCGCGCUUGCGUCCCUCAAGCUGGACGGCGGCGCCGCGCGCCCGCCGCCACCCCCGCACGCGCCGGCCGCUGCCGCGUCGCCGCAGCCGCGGAGCGCGCUGCCGCGCGUCGCGAGCGGCGCCGGCAUGUGA
Molecule: messenger RNA, 1371 nt
Organism: Monoraphidium neglectum
Lineage: Eukaryota; Viridiplantae; Chlorophyta; Chlorophyceae; Sphaeropleales; Selenastraceae
Product: histone deacetylase 6/10
Exons: 9
Coding region: 1-1371 (456 amino acids)
Biological process (GO): chromatin organization
Cellular component (GO): histone deacetylase complex
Molecular function (GO): histone deacetylase activity
Source: RefSeq, a predicted model, not a curated record